AUGGAUGCGGGCAACAGUGCGUCUGUGCUGUGGUACAGGAGGUCCAAACCUCAGGGGAAAGUGAGGCGACGGGUUCAAGACCUCCGCAUCCCUUCCUCCUCGUACUAUGACUUCAUAGCCAGCAGACCCGCUCUGGACCUGAGCCACAAUGAGAGUGCCCGACUCGCAGCCGACUGCCUGCUCAGUCAGGGCUUGAAGGGAUACCACGAGGUGCUGAAGGAAGAGGGAGAAGUGGACUUUCUGUCAGAGCUGGAGAAGAGUUACAUUCUGGAAAACAGGAGGCAUGACUACACAGAUGAUCCUGGUGGAACUGAUGAUGAUGAUGACAAAGAGUUAGACAGCUUAUCUGCUGGCUCUCGAUCUCCCACCAGCUGCUCUGCAGUGUCAACAGACAGUGAUCCUACUCUGGCAGACUUGGACCACAGCGGCCUGAGAGGUGUGAAUUCGAGCGGUCCUGUCCUGAGCGACUCCAGUAUUGAGGUUUUUUUCCAGUCUGACAGCAGGGCCGCCGGCAUGAAAGACGUGGUCAGGCAGUUCAUCAGGAAGGCUGAACUGGCUCUGGCCAUAGUGAUGGACAGCUUCAGUGACGUGGAGCUGCUGUGUGAUCUUCUGGAGGCGAGCAGGAAGAGGAACGUGUCCGUUCAUCUGCUGCUGGAUCGUCUCAACCUGAACCUGUUUCUGAGCAUGUGGCAGGACCUCAAUCUCAACAGCAAAAACUUCCCUAAGCUGUCAGUACGAAGUGUCCAUGGACAAACCUACUGUUCAAAGACAGGCAGGAAGCUGACAGGUCAGAUUGCUGCCAGUUUUAUCAUCACUGACUGGGUUGAAGUGCUGACUGGUUCAUACAGUUUCUCGUGGCUGUCCUGGCAGGUCCAUCGGAGUCUUGCCGUCCGCAUGAAGGGCAGCUCAGUUGCACCUUUCCAACAGGAAUUCCACAGACUCUACUCCAGCUCCAAACCAGUCGCUGGUUUUGUCACUUUCAUCACUUUGCCGCACAGUCUUGGUCUCAGUUCCAGAUCACAUGAAGCUCACAAUAAUAACAGUGGCAUCACUAAGCCGAAAUCAAACCAGACCAAAACAACAAUGUGCCUCUGGGCUUGGAAUGAAAAGCCUGCAAACACUCAGACGGCUUUGUGUGAUCCACCAGGCCUAGAACUGGAGUGCGGCAAAGGUGAAAACCAGACUGUGCACAGAGCAGACACUGGUUUGCAAACACAGAGUAGAUCUCAACAACUGUACCCAAAACCUUUGCUUCAAACAGAAACAGAGUGUAAGGAGCAGCGUGUACCUCUGGAGAAGCCACAACAAACAGUGGGAGGUCUGUGCGCUCAGCCUGAGGCAAGAAGAAACGUGGAACCUCUGGAGAUGAACCAAGGCCAGAUCCACUGGCAUUUAAACCCUCCUGAUCAGACCUACAACCCAUACGGUCAGUCUCAACUAGCCAGCUUCACCAUCAUCACCACCACUGAAAAGACUGCAAGGGUUCAGGAGCCAAGCCCUCUGCACACCGCCUCCCCGACACACGGACAGCACAGGACUGGACGCUAUCAGUCACCGCUAAUGAAGAAUUCAAGUACUGAUCAGCCAGAUGUGGCGACUGAAGGACAUUUCUUUCAGCAAAGGAGCAGAAAUGUACUAACCACAGGCCUAAACACACAGAGAGGACAGUGGAACUACUCACUAAACUUGAAACCAAAGGUAGAACUUCCAUCUGAUAAUCCCAGGCUCCUGACUCCUUCUACUCCAUCACAGCAACAACAACCAAAUAGCAGCUUCCAGCUUCCUUUCAGCAGCCCAAGGGGCCACUCAUCUGGGCUACAAACCAAAAUCUCCUUUCUAGAAACCAGAAGGCAAGAUCAUCUCCAGAGGCACUGCCAGUCCCCUCUUCAGUCACACCCUAACACAGAUUCCCCUGGUCCAAAGUCAGCUUCCACAGGAAUGGGAGCUCAUCUCAAGCCUCCGCUCCAGACAAACUCCAGAGUGUUCAUGCCAGGAGCCAGGAUGCUGCCACAGUCUCGCGCCUCCCAGCAGAGGAUCAACUGGACCCCCCAAAGUAAUCAAGCUGCGGCUCGACCCGGAGCUGUGGCUCGUCACAGCUCCUUCAGCGCCGCUCAGGGGAUGGGACAGAGGACAGGAGGACAGCUGGGCUGGAGGCCGUUCCAGAGCGGCAUGAAUUCACCGCUGGGAAGAAGCAAGAGCAUGACUGAUAGACGCACAGCAGGCUUCAGAGGUCUUAAUCAAAACCGACCAUAA
Stegastes partitus (bicolor damselfish) is the source of this 2253-nucleotide messenger RNA. Lineage: Eukaryota; Metazoa; Chordata; Actinopteri; Pomacentridae. The record is from RefSeq and is a predicted model, not a curated record.